Molecule: messenger RNA, 9110 nt
Organism: Diabrotica balteata
Lineage: Eukaryota; Metazoa; Arthropoda; Insecta; Coleoptera; Chrysomelidae
Source: the annotation of a GenBank genome assembly
AAUAGAAGUUUCAGUGCCGGUUCAAGGGGAUAUUUCUCAUUGAAAGUGACUGAAUUUUUGGAUGUACUGCGGACUUUGUGUGGAUAUUGAUAAGGCAGGAAUAUGAGCAUUAAGAUUCCGGCAGUACUUUGCUGCUUAACUGCAGCAGCUUUUGCUGCCAUAGCACCCGGGGAAAACGCAUAUCUACCUCCAAAAAAAGGCUACGAAUAUCCUGUUCCUCCCAUACCAUUUCCAAGUCGACCUCCCAUCGCUACACUACCACCAACGGCUCCUCCAUAUCGACCACCAGUUACCCAACCUCCUUACAGACCGCCAGUUACUCAACCUCCUUAUAGACCACCAGUAACCCAACCACCAUAUCGACCUCCAGUAACGCAACCACCAUACAGACCUCCGGUCACUCAACCACCAUACAGACCUCCGGUUACACAACCUCCUUAUAGACCACCGGUCACUCAACCACCCUACAGGCCACCCGUAACACAACCUCCUUACAGACCACCAGUUACUCAACCACCCUACAGACCUCCAGUUACCCAACCUCCUUAUAGACCGCCAGUUACUCAACCACCUUACAGGCCCCCUGUAACCCAACCUCCAAGACCAACAUAUGGACCUCCCUACAGACCACCAGUUGGACCUCCUACACCAAGGCCAACAUACGGACCUCCCCCAAUACCUGGAACUCGUCAACCACCAAUUCUAGGUACACCACCAACAAGAGGACCAAUAGUUCCAUUCAAACCUGGCGGACCCAUACCAGGAAAUGGACCGGAGGACCAUCUUAAACUUCCACACAAACCCGCAGAACCAUUCCAAUUUAACUACGAAGUAAAAGAACCAUCCUACGGGAACGACUACUCACAUAACGCUAUUAACAACGGUGACCAGACCAACGGCGAAUACAGAGUCCAGCUUCCAGACGGCAGAACCCAGGUUGUCAAAUAUACAGCUGACUGGGCCACAGGAUUUCAUGCAAAAAUAAGCUACGAAGGAACGCCUAACUACCCCUCAUUCCCUAACAAUAGACCAUCAGUUCCUGUAGGUCCAACUCCGGGAUACCCCAGACCAGCGCCAGGUCCAGGACCAGGAAUUCCUACCUACCCAAGUCCCUCUCCAGGCUACCCAAGGCCUUCUCCAAGCUACCCCAGUCCAUCUCCAAGCUACCCAAGGCCCACACCAAGCUAUCCAAGUCCGUCCCCAAGCUACCCAAGGCCCACGCCAAGCUACCCAAGUCCGUCCCCAAGCUACCCAAGGCCCACGCCAAGCUACCCAAGUCCGUCUCCAAGCUACCCAAGGCCCACGCCAAGCUACCCAAGUCCGUCUCCAAGCUACCCAAGUCCCUCUCCAGGUCCAGGAUAUCCCAGUGGCAGACCAACCGGACCGCCUUUUCCUACACCCGGUCGACCCGGGCCUGGAUACCUACCACCAGAUAAUAGACAGAAAUAUAGUCCUGGAGGCGGAUAUGCUUAUUGAAAAUAGAGGCUAGAAUAAUUUUAUUAAAUUAGAUAAUUAUUAAGAAUUGCAAAAACUUUAUUUAUUAAUAAAUUUUAAAUAUAUAUUUAAUUAAUAUAUACUAAUUUUUUUUAACUUUAAUUCGGAUGUAGAUAUCUGUUCAAUAGUUUAUAUCAAAACUGUCUUUGGUUUAUUAUUAUUAUGUUGCCAUUUUGAACGUCAGACACCAGCUAAAAUUUUCCUGCUUUUGCUGAUGCAACGGUUUUUAUUUGUGUAUCUCUUAGUUAUUAAUUUGAUUUUAUUUAAAUAUCCUUUGGUACUUAAUCACGUAGUGUCUGGCAUGAAAAAAGUACUUAAGAAUUCAUUUAAUUUAUUGUAGUAUUUUUACAAUAUAGAGUUUUUGUAAUUUUAAAAUUGAGUAAACAACCGAAAGUGUUUGAAGUAUUGAAGAAUGUAUAAUUAUUAUAUUAACACAUUGAUUGCUAUAUUGACAACUUAUGUACUACCCAUAUUAGAAUCAAACAUAAAUGAGACUAAAACAAACUAUAAUUCUAACAGAUCUAAAAUUCUUGCUAAAAUUUUAAAGAUUAAUAAGUUACAUAAAGAUUUAUAAAUUCGUAAAAGUUCCAUCUAAAUAGUAUAUUUGGAGCAAUAUUUCGACAUUUUUCUUCUUUUAAAAAAAUUAAUGGUCUUAAAACGACGUUGCAACUCUAUUAUUACAUUAUUUAUAGAUUAUAAUUUAAGUUUACAAAGUAUUUAUUUUAGACGUCUCAAAACAAUUUUUAAUUCAUAUUUCGUAGGAACCAUUGGGUCUCUUAGACCUUGCCUUAAUGUUACCUGAAAUAUCUUAUGUUUGAGUCCAAAUGAUUUAGAUUUCUAUGAAACCUUAUUACGCAUUUCAAAGCUCUCAAAGUCUGUGAACUGAUAAGAUUUUUCAUUAUCAGAUAGUUCAGAUAUCUUUACAAGAUAUUUAUAUUUUUGGCAAAUAAUUACCUUGCAAUUAUGGAAAAUAUGAUCGACGUUUUCUCUUCAUUUUAACAAAAUUUCACUUAAGUUAAAUUUUCUAAAGCUUUAAUAGCAUUUUUGCGUAGAUCGAAGAUUGCAAUAUCGUUUUUGCUUUGGUCUGAAAUAUUUUCCAUUUAGACUGUGUCGUUUUUAUAUUUUCUGAUCUAUUAAAGGACUAUUAUUUUUGUGAUACGUUAGAAUGGUUCUGAUUUAUUAAAAGUUCCAGAUCAUUCUUAAGCAAGUCUAUAAGCAAUUUCGUAACCAGUAAUUAAUAUUACUUUUUGGUGCUUCUUUAGUUGUUUAACAAACUGCUGUAGUUCCCAAGUAUAAUGCCCUCACAAAUUGUAGACUUUAGAAACUUUAGUUACCAUAGCUAUGACAGGCUAACUGAGACACUAGCGCAAAAAAAUCAGCACAAAGAAUUCUUCUUCAUAUGCCUAAUCUCCUUUCAGGAUAUUGGUGAUCAUCACGGCACAUUUUAUUCUGCCUGCAGUAGUUCUGAAGUGUUCUAUUGUUGUUUUUCCACUACUACUACUUUCCAGUACUUUUUCUUUGCACUUUCUCUAGUAUAACUAAUUGCAUUAACUUUGUUAAGUGUUUAGUUUUUCUUUUUUUAUGUUUCUUAAUUUUUUCGUGUUUGUUACCUACUGUGUCUAUAAUAUUUUCCACAUUCUUCGAUAACACCACAUAUCAAAGAUGGCAAGUAUUUUUUUAGGUGUAAACGUAAUUGUCCCGGCUUCAACAACAUUUAAAAGAGGUAGAGAGUCAGUUUUUGAUUGCAUAAUACUGCUUUCAUCUUAAUAAAAGCACUACUGGCCAUCUCAAUGCAUCAUUUCAAUUCAAGGCUGCUAUCACAUUGUUCAUUUAGCUCACAACCCAACUUGUAUCUGAGGUAUUCAGACAUUACAUAAGUAUCAUAGUACUAGGUAGUGUCAUUCUGUAUAUCUGAGAUUAUUCGCUAGUAUUCCGUUAAUUGAUAUGCCUUCAUUGAUGUCUUCUAGUGCCUAUUUAAACAUUUCUACUAAGCACAUAUUAAAAAGUAGAGGGAAUGGUACACAUCCUUGUCGUAUACCUCUCCUUAUAAGUAUCUCUUUAAAUUUUUGUUAACCUAGUCGUGAUAUAGCUUUCUUCUAUCAGUAGGUAUUGAUUUUUAUAUUCUGAUCAUCUAGUUCUGUUUUCUGUAAUAUCUUUGCAAUCGUUCUGUAUUGUAUUUGUGAAAAACUUUCUCAAAGUCAACUAGACAUAUGAAUACGUCACUGUUGACAUCUACAUAUUUUUCUAUGUUUGUUUGUAUGGUAAAUCAUGCCUUUUUAGUAUCAAAGCCUUUUCCAGUCGGAUAUUUUAUUGAAUAAUUUUAUUGGUAUGUCAAUGUGUCAAUAGUACAAUUAAGGAAGAGAAAAAAAAAAAAAAUAAGGAAUUCUUAAACGGAAUAUAACGAAUAAGUAAACUCUCCAAAUACACAUGAGUGACAAUAUUAUUAUACUCAACGGUAACAGAGACAAUGACUAAAAUAGAUGAAGAAGUCUUACGAGUAGGAAGAAGAAACGUGGAAAUGAAGAUCAUGAGAAUCAUACUGGAACAAAUCAAACCAGAUCAAAAUGAAUAUAGAGGAAGAAUAAAUGCAAAAAUUAAAAAAGUACUGAAAAAGACAUUGUGACCAAAAUAAAAAAAUGUAGAACUAGACGGCUACAUAACAUCUGGUGAGUAGCAUUUGCGAUAAUAAAAUGGAAUUCAGGAUGAAAAAAGGAAAGGGUAAGACGAAAAUUAACUUGGCUACAAGAAGUUUAAGAAGCCUUAGAGAAAAACUCAGGAAUAAGAGAAUGAUAAAGAAAAACUAGAGACAGGAAAAAAUGGAGAGAGAUCGCCAAAAAAAAUAUCAAAAAGUCCUGAUCCUUCCAAGAAAUUGGAUCAAGAAAGCGUUUGCAAUUUAGAUUUUAGGUUUUAGUUUUUAUUUUUGAAAAGAAGAGUUUAUUAAUAAUUGUAUUUUAGCUAAAUCGUGUUUGGCAUAUCAAGUAUUUCACUGGAAUUAUAUUAUAAUUGUAAAACACUUUCUUGGCUUCCAAAUUGAUAUUUAUUAUCAAAAUAGUGUUUCAAAAACAGUAAAAACUCCAAGUAACUAAAUAUUCUCUAGGGGAACAAUAAAAUAAGUAACACCGAGGCGCAAGUUCCCGUCUUUUAUUAUACUGUCAUCUACUAUCAUCAAUAGAUGUACAAUUUAAAUUUUCCAUUAUUUUGUUAAAUUUUUUGCUUUUCUGGUCUUCGCGAGGAUCCUUUAUGCUACUCUAUGCUACUAUGACGGUGAUGCUUCUCAGCGCAGUGAAUGCUAUGGCUUGUAUUGCCAUCAGUUCCAAGUAUCUAUACUUUGUUAUUAAUCUCUAUCGUGCUCUUUUAAAAGGACUUUUACUAUAAAAUCUAGGAAAUGGGACGCCAGUGCAUUGCAAAAUUAUUUCAGGUAACACAAAAUGUGCAGUAUUUUAGUAGUAUGCGUUUAAAAAUGGUAUUUAAAUAGUUGAUAAGAUAGAGGAAGUAAAUGGCUCAACAAAAGCUUUAUUAAAAUUAUUUAUUAUGGCGAUCAGUGUGUUUAAACAAUAAGAAAAUAUAUAUACCACCUAAAUUUUGACAUAUUCACAAUAAAUUAUGGUUACCAACAACUUGUCAUAUUUUAAGUAACAAAAAAUUUAAUACUUUGAUUUAAUUAGUGCACAUACAAUGGAUGAGUGCGAUGAUAAGCAAUGGUUCAAUAUUUUUAAGGGUAAAGGCAUAGUAAAAUCUGGUCAUAAAUCUUGAAUCAAAUACGAGAUUUGUUACAUUUCGGUAUGACUGCUUUUAUAGUGUUAAUCAAGAGAAUGUUUUAUGACUUAAUUUUUUUUACAACCCUAAACUAUAAAUCCUCUUCUAUUUUAGCUAUCAAGGGUCAAUUAAUACUAUAAACACAAUUUUUUAUAAUUAAAAUUUCAUGUUUCAUUAAGAUUCUAGAUUGGAAAUCAAAAUGUCAAAAUUAAAAGAAAAAUGUAAUUGGGUUGGAGGGAAAAGGAGGUUUGAACAAUUAUUGGUGUACUUAUGUACAGUAAUGACCUCGAUUUAAAAACUUUUAUAAUUGUUGUCAUAAAAUCAGUAAAUUCUCACCUGCACUAUAUCAGCUGUGAUCGAUAUUUUCAGUCGAAGUUUUGGUCCAAACUUUACUAUAUCUUUCCCUUAUAUUUAGAACACUUCGCUAAUGUUACCCUUAAUUAAUUUGAGAUUUAGAAUUAAGGCUUUUUGUUUAUUUAUAAACUUUCGAGAAAUAGUAUGGUAAACUAGAUUUUUGUAUAUAAAUAGUAUAGAAGUUUUAAGGCAAAAGAAAUCUUAAGCCAUACUUUAAAGAUGUGUCACGUUUUUUGUGUAAGCAUAUACAAGGUAAGGUGAGUGACAGUCCUCACGACAAACUAGUUUACACUCCGUAGAAUUGAACAGACUUGGCGAAUGGCAAUCCUGAGUUGAGGGUUGAAUAUCAAGGUUGAUGCGUCGAAAUGUGGUCGGUACAUUCCCGUACCGACUCGUGGAGGAUAAAGCUUUCAUUGCAGGGCAGGGGUAUAUACAAGUUGCGCGCCAACCUUCGAGCUCCUUUGAACCGAGUCAAUUUACCGACAAAUGAUGGGUUUCACCGCAUUGACCGAAGAUCACCAAGUCUGCGCUAUUCGACGGCAUGUGAACUAAAAAGUUGGGCGCGAGCACUGCCACGAUAAGCGUAUAUAGACAGGUAUAAGCGUUUUAUACCCAAUAAAAUUGUUUUUUAGGUUGCCUUGCUUGUGUUUAUAUUUAAACUGUACUUUUUAAUAAAAGUUUAAUAAUACCGUCAAAAUUAGAUUAUAAUGUCUAUGAACAGAGUAAAAGAACACCAGACUAUUAUUUUUCAAUCGCCAAUAUUAUUUUAAAGCUCCCCUAGCAAUAUUCUUUUUCGUUUACUGCUGCAGUACUUAUUUUUAAAUAUUUCUAUCCACGUUAGUCCUGCCUUAGUCUCUUAAUUUUAUUACUUAAUUUUAAUUCUUUAUGUUCUACCUUAUUUAAAAGCUAAGUUUAAAAGGACUUUAAUUACAUAACUCUUCUUGUUCUUCUUUUUCUAACCUCUGGCAAAACACUACUUGUUCUUGGCACUUGUCGUAUACAAAACCCUGGUUUUUAAUAAAUGUUACCAAGCUGCUUUAUGCUUCAGAUAAAAGCCAUAAAACUUUUUAUGGAAAGUUUAAAGAUUCCUCCUGGCUACAUAGACAAGACCUACAAAAUAUAAAUCUUCCGAUUUGUAUAUCUGAUCUGCAUAAAACUUUUAUUUAUCUUAUUAUCCCUGUAACCUUUGUAUCGUCAGUGCAGAUUUCUAUUCAAACUUGUGUGGGAAGUAUUUCAUAGAUAGACAAGUGUCACAUCUAGACACCGACCUGUAAUCUUUGAAAGACCUUUAUCUUUUCAAUGCAAUGGCGCUACGCAAAUCGAGCGAGUUUUCCUUCAGCAUUUGCCUUUAAGCAUAACUUAAGUUAUUUACCCUCAAUACCUUUCUAGCAUCAGCGCUGACUUUAUUUAACUACCUUUUCCUUGGUCUUUCCACUGGUUGACCUGUCAUAUUUUAACUAAGCGUUCUGUCAGGUGUCUUAUCCCCUGGUCUCUGGAAAGUAAAUAUUCCUUAUUUUUUCAAUAAAGUUCUUAGUGAUAAUAGCACAUUGAUUGACCCAAAGUACCCUCCAUACUUUGUUUAUUUUAAGGAACUUAUGGAGCUGCAUCGAUAUGAUCUAUUAGGAAAUGUGUAUUAAACUUAUUUUAAUGUGGAUUUUAACGUCCCUAUUGUAAAUACUUCUGAUACACAUAUCCCCUGAACACCCUGUGUCACAGCUCAAUCCUUGAGAAAUAGUUGCAAGUUGGUAUAAGGACCGUUCCUUAAAAUUCUGAUUGAACAUAUUUCUGAGUGUCUGUUUUUAAAUUUUGUUUAAACGUUUUCUAGAUACCUGAAGAUUCGGUGCUUUAUAGCGAAGUACCUGUAAAAGUACUGAAAUCAUUCUCUAAUGUUGGUUUUUUUCUUAGUGUUGUAGGAACUUGCUAAAUGUGUUUUAGACUGCUAGGCAUCUAUUUUGGAAGUAGCUUUGAUACAUGUUUUGGGUUCUGCUUAGAGUCACCCGUUAUUUAAUUUUUAUUGAUUUGGUCCCUCUGCGUAUGAGUAUGAGAGGAAUGAGAAACUGCACAUAGGUAUCUUAAUGUAGCUAUAAAUCUAAGAUAAAUGGACGCGCAGCCUGGUACCUUCAGUAGACCAUUUGUGACAAUUAUUUUCGACAUGAAACUGCCAUGCAAGUUUAAGUAAAAUAUGUUUUUUUGUGUUUAUGUUCUCUUGGUAGAAAGUCUAUUACCAAGUUAAGCCACAAUUGGGUUUUACUAUUCGACGUAAGAAGUCAAAUGAUAUAGAAAUAUUUGUAUUAAUGCUUUUAUUUGCUAUCAAUGUCGAUAAUGCGGAUCAAUUAUCUACUAUAUUAAAUGCAAAUAUACAAGGAUAUGUAUUUCUUAGCAUUUGUGAAUAAUUUUUGAUGGUUUUAUUAGACUAAAAUAAUAUUUAUUUAUCUUAAAAUAGAAUUAGAAUUAAAAUAAAAUAAUUGUAUUUAGAAAAUAGAAACACAGCGAAUUUGGUAAAAAUAUUGUAAAAACAAUAUUUUAUUUAUUUCAACUGAAAAUUUUUCAUUCUAUAUUUCUUGCUAUAAAUUCUUUUGAUUAAUAAUCUAGGAUGUCGAUCCUCCCAUACUAUUUUAUUUAUUACUUGAGGCUAACUUUACAGAACCCAAAAUUUUGAACUUAAAUUUAACUAUUAACUUCCCAUUUUAAUUAUGAAAUUUCCUUUAUAUAUAUAUAUAUAUAUAUAUAUAUAUAUAUAUAUAUAUAUAUAUAUAUAUGUAUAUAUAUAUAUGUAUAUAUAAUAGAUUUUUGGUUGCUGUCGAAAAGCUUGUUUAUCCUAAUGAUAUUUACACAAACACUGCCAAAAAGUGUUCUGUUACAAUUUACCAUCAAAUGGAAAAUAGUAAUUAUUAAUAAGUAAUUUAAUUAAAAUUAUGUAGUUCAGUAUUCUGUAUCAUUUGUAUUUUAUCUUUUCUCUAUUAUUAUAUAAUAUGCACUAAAUUGUAUUAUAUUUAGAUAAAAUAUAGAAAUUAUUUUUGUACACUUGCCUUUUUGACUCCCUUUUAUAAAUAUAUUUUGGUUAACCCUGUACCUAGAGUGAGUGAUACUCCCAUACCCAAGACCUAUAAUUUACUUAUAAAUGUUUAAUUUUGUUAAACAUAUCAAUUUAUGUUAGAAAUUCUACCAAAUGUUCAAUUUUAUAAUUUUCUCCUAUGAUUUCACUUGUUGUGUGUUUCUCCUAUAUUUAUCUUUAAGAUGAGUAUCUCUGCAGCUUACAGCAUUCUUUGGAUCAACAUACAAAGAUAGUGAAGUCAAAAUAUCAUAAUCGGCUAACUGACGAACAUUUCUCUUCAUGCUUUUGUUUAGCCCUCGGUAAUUACGUACCACUAUAUGAAAUACUUGUGGAUGAUAUGCAGUUCCAUGCAUCAACAUCCAAGUAAAAUUAAUGUGAAAAACAUGACUUUAAUUACAAUUCUCUGUAGUUACAACUUUUUAUCAACUAGAAACGUGCAAUAAAGUUUUUU